AGGUACAACUUCAGAGGGUUUUCCUCGAGCUUGUUUAUUCUUUCAAGAAUUCACGAGUUUAUUUUGUUGGAUUUUGAAGUAUUAAAAGGGUUUCUUAGUAGAAAUGUUCACUUUAAAGUCAAUUUCAUUUAUAAAUAUCCUGUUCUGGGUUUAUUCUUUAAGUAGUGGUUCAGACAUUCGUCCAAAUGUUCUUGUUCUAGUUGCCGACGAUCUCGGAUUUGAGUUGAACGCAUACGAGAAUAAUGUUAUAAAAACUCCGAACAUUAACGAUCUUGCUGAUCGUGGAAUUGUAUAUUCAAAUGCAUUUACAACAGUGAGCAGCUGCUCCCCCAGUCGUUCCACAAUCUUAACUGGUUUGCCACAGCAUCAAAAUGGAAUGUAUGGUUUGCACAACGGCUACCACCACUUUAAUUCAUUCGACGAAGUUAAAAGUUUGCCCUUUCUGCUUCAUGAAAAUGGGAUUAGAACCGGCAUUAUUGGAAAGAAACAUGUUGCGCCAGAGGCAGUUUACCCGUUCGAUUUUGCGGAAACAGAAGAGAACAAUUCAAUAUUGCAAGUUGGGCGUAACAUUACACGAAUGAAGGAGCUAGCCAAACAAUUUUUUUCAAUGCAGUUGAAAAAUGAAUCUUUUUUAUUAUACAUUGGGUUUCAUGACCCCCACAGGUGUGGCCACACCCACCCGCAAUAUGGAGAGUUUUGUGAGAAAUUUGGUAAUGGAGAUUAUCGAAUGGGGAAAAUCCCUGACUGGAAACCAGAUUACUAUAGUCCCGAUGAUGUCAUAGUACCCCCAUUUGUUCAAGACACUCCUGCUUCCAGAAAAGAUAUUUCUGCUCAAUACACAACUAUAUCUAGAUUAGACCAAGGCGUAGGUCUGAUUAUAAAUGAACUAAAACAAGCAGGAUUUUUAGAAUCCACCUUAAUUUUAUUCACUUCAGAUAAUGGUAUUCCAUUUCCUAAUGGGAGAACAAACCUUUAUAAUUCAGGGACUGCGGGACCUUUUAUACUAGCUUUACCAGUGCAGAAACACAAGCAGGCUGUAGUUGAUAAUAGUUAUGUUUCUCUACUUGACAUUACCCCUACCGUUUUGGAUUGGUUCAGCAUUACCUACCCCCAGUAUACAUUAUUUCAUAGGGAUGUAAAACUUACAGGAAAAUCACUCCUAAAAGACAUCAGUAAUAGUGAUGUUGCUUUUGGAAGCCAUAGCCUGCAUGAAGUGACUAUGUACUACCCCAUGAGGUCUGUACAUAAAAAUGGUCUACUUCUUAUUCAAAAUCUCAACUACCUUAUGCCAUUUCCAAUAGAUCAGGACUUCUAUUUGUCUUUAUCAUUUCAAGACCUUCUAAAUCGGACACAAACAGGGGCAGACCUUCAUUGGUCAAAAACCCUUAAGCAAUAUUACCAAAGGUCUCAACUAGAACUGUUUAAUUUAACCAGUGACCCAUUAGAGCUUGACAAUUUGGCUUAUAAACCAGAAUACCAUAACAUACUUACUGAUAUGCAGACAUUGUUACAGCAAUGGCAGAACACAACAUGGGACCCAUGGAGAUGCGCUCCAAGUGGUGUAUUACAGGAUUCGGGAGCUUAUAAGCUUAACCCAACAUGUUUGCCUUUAUUAAAUGGAUUAUAACCAAAUGUUGGAAAAGUAUGUGGUUGUCUAAUCUUCCGUUUAUGUUUUUAA
Ciona intestinalis (vase tunicate) is the source of this 1678-nucleotide messenger RNA. RefSeq names its product N-sulfoglucosamine sulfohydrolase-like. Gene Ontology annotation, biological process: heparan sulfate proteoglycan catabolic process; glycosaminoglycan catabolic process. Gene Ontology annotation, molecular function: N-sulfoglucosamine sulfohydrolase activity. The record is from RefSeq and is a predicted model, not a curated record. NCBI's taxonomy places the organism in Eukaryota, Metazoa, Chordata, Ascidiacea, Phlebobranchia, Cionidae.